AUGCGGCACGUCUGGUGCGACCGCUCGCACGAGUGGAGGGUUGAUACGUACCCUAGUGUGCUGAACCUAGUGUGUUACUGCAUCCUGGCUUCCAAAUAAUCUGAAAGCUGCAUACGCGGCGCGGAGCGGAAUUUGACAGACCCAGCGCUUGCAAAGUGCACCGCCAAGCCCUCAGCGCGGCCACAACCAAAAAAUCGCGACGUGAAUCGGCCCACCGGCCGCGCCAGACGAAAAAAGGGCGCGCCGCUGCCGCGCACCGGACGCCGACGCCGCGCGAAGACAGCCGCCGCAAGCCGCCGCCGCGGAAUAGCCGCACGCCGCCGCACGCCGACAAGCGAACCGAGCCAUGGCCCGCCAGCGCCAGGCCGGCUCCUACACCUGGACGCAGGUCAAGUCCGUCCAGAACCUCAUCGAGCGCUGCCUGAACCAGUACAUGACGCAAGCAGAAGUGAUCGCUACCUUACAAGUGCAGGCCGACGUCGACCCGGCCCUGACGUGCUUGGUCUGGUCGAAGCUCGAGGAGGCGAAUCCCGACUUUUUUUUGUCGUAUGAUGUUAGACUGAAGCUCAAGGAUCAGGUCGUGGCCUUCAACUACCUGGUCGAGCAGCAGACGCGGCUGCUGCAGAAGCUCACGCUGGCGCUGCCGCAGCAAAGUGGCGGGGGCCUGAUGGAUUGA
Pelagomonas calceolata is the source of this 676-nucleotide messenger RNA. The record is from the annotation of a GenBank genome assembly. Lineage: Eukaryota; Pelagophyceae; Pelagomonadales; Pelagomonadaceae.